AUGGCAUCUUUCGAUACUGAGUCAUCUGUCGGGCUCGAGAACGCCGCUUACGAGUUUGUAAUUGUUGGAGGAGGUACUGCUGGUCUGGUGGUUGCCAAUCGGCUCACGGAGAACCCCAAUGUCCGGGUUCUUGUCUUGGAAGCUGGCACCAAUCGCCUCAAUGACCCGCGGAUUGUUGUUCCCGGUUUAGGGCCGGCAACAUUCGAAGACGAGGACUUUGACUGGAAUUUUCGGUCUACUCCCCAGAUACAACUCAAUGACCGCAGACUCUUAGCUAACAAGGGUCGUACGCUGGGUGGCUCCUCGGCCAUCAAUUUAGGAAUGGUGAUCUACCCGUCCCGUUCCGGAUUCAAUGCCUGGGAAACCUUGGGCAACCCCGGCUGGGGCUGGGACGGGAUGUCCCGUUAUGUCCGCAAGUUCCACACGGCUGCAGGCCCAUCAAUUGAAAACCGUGAGUUCUUCAAGGGGAUGGUGCACGACCAGAAGGACCAGGGCAGCUCAGGUCCCGUUCAGGUCUCAUUCGGAGACCAGUACAUGCCAUACCAUGCGGCUUGGAUGGACGCCUUCAAGGCCCUCGGAUACCCGCAGGACGAAGACCCUAUCAAUGGCGCCUGCACUGGUCCCUUUGUAUGCCCUGGUGCCAUCGAUCCCGCAACCCACACCAGAAGUCAUUCGGCGGCCGCGUAUUUGACGCCGGAUGUCCAGGCUCGCUCCAACCUGCGGGUUGUGACGGGAGCCCUGGUUGAGAAGCUUGUCUUGGAGAAGAAGAACGACGAGGAGAAUGCCGUUGCUACAGGUGUUCAAUUCAGUAAGGGCUCCGACGUGUACACCGUUAAGGUCAAUAAGGAGGUUAUCCUCGCAGCUGGAACGACACAGUCCUCGCAGAUUCUAGAGCUAUCUGGCGUUGGAGAUGAGAAUAUUCUCCAAUCCCACGGCAUCCAAACAAUCAUCAGCAACCCCGGUGUUGGCGAGAACCUCCAAGAUCACGGCGUUGUGUCCUUUGGCUAUGAAGUCGCAGAUGGUAUGCCGUCAGGCGACAUGGCCCGCGACCCUGUAGUCGCUGGUGCCGCAAUGGCCACCUACCAAAGGGAUGGCUCGGGACCCCUCGGAAUGGUGCCCCUGGUUUCAGCGUUCAUGCCACUUGUCGAAACUUCCGAUGAUGAGCGGAAGAACUUGCUACAACAGCUCCAAGCAUCACUAGACAGCCCCGACGUUUCGCGGACCCACAAGAAGCAAUACAAAGCCUUGCAGACCAUGCUGCAAAAUCCCGACGAGCCAACCGCUCAAUAUAUCCUUGCACCCUUCCAGCUUCUCCCACGUGAGGGAGAAAACGCCAAGCGUCUGUUUGGUCUCGGACAUCCGGGAUUCUUCAUCAGUCUUGUUUCUCUGCUCAGUUACCCGCUCUCGCGUGGCUCCGUCCACAUUCAAUCUUCUGAUCCCAAGGCUGCACCACUGAUUGACCACGGGAUCCUCCGUCACCCGGUCGAUCUGGAGAUGCAUGCCCGACACAGCAUGUGGAUGGACAAGAUUGCUGAGACGGAGCCGCUGGCGUCGCUUCUAAAGAAGGGCGGCGAGCGUCUGCACACACCGGAGCCUCUGGAUGACUUGGAGAAGGCAAAAGAGCUGUGCAAAGAGCUCGUCCUGUCUAUGUACCACGUCAGUGGUACCUGCGCUAUGAUGCCGCGCGAAGAUGGGGGUGUUGUUGAUUCCCGCCUGAAGGUGUAUGGCUCAACUAAUAUUCGGGUUGUUGAUGCUAGUAUAUUCCCCUUGGAGCCGAGAGGAAAUAUCCAGGCGACGGUUUUUGCAGUUGCUGAGAAGGCGGCGGAUAUCAUCAAGCAGGACUUGAGCUAG
This is a messenger RNA of Penicillium bovifimosum, 1851 nucleotides long. Its product is annotated as GMC family oxidoreductase. Gene Ontology annotation, molecular function: oxidoreductase activity, acting on CH-OH group of donors; flavin adenine dinucleotide binding. The transcript has 2 exons. Lineage: Eukaryota; Fungi; Ascomycota; Eurotiomycetes; Eurotiales; Aspergillaceae. The record is from RefSeq and is a predicted model, not a curated record. Bases 1 to 1851 code for a protein of 616 amino acids.